This is a messenger RNA of Coccidioides posadasii C735 delta SOWgp, 3894 nucleotides long. NCBI's taxonomy places the organism in Eukaryota, Fungi, Ascomycota, Eurotiomycetes, Onygenales, Onygenaceae. The record is from RefSeq and is a predicted model, not a curated record.
AUGAAGUUUUCUAUCCUUGUGUUAUUUGUAUUCGCCUCGCUAGUCUUUGCGCAGGACGAGUGGGAUGACUUUUACAAUAACUUCGCCACGGAUCUAACCCCUCUGCUGGCUUUAUUCGGAGAGCAGGUCACCAAACAGUUCCUGAGCGAGUCAACUUCUCUUCUAGAUAACGUUAUUUUCGCUGCUGCCCCGCUGGGCAUCCUAACGGCUAUUGUAUCUGUCAUCCGGGUCUGCGGAAGCCCAUCACUCCGAGCGUUUAUAGGACGAGCGCAGGAAGGCCGAGGAAUAGCUGAAGUAGAACUUUGCUCCUCCACCAGUAACGACAUCUUGGAGCUUAUUUACGACAAGAACAACGGAGCAUUUUACGACUCCAGCGGGUCACCAUCAAAAGCUCAUCUUUUCCCCUCGAGGGAAUAUUUUCAACAGAAAAAGCUCGAAGCUGUUGGCGGGCGUGAGGUAGACGAUGGGGAUACCCAAAAUUUCACGGAUGAAGAUCCGCUUGAAAAAGAAGAAAGUCCUACAUCCGCCGGGACUGUCCUCUUGGUAACGGGUAUGUUCCUGUGUGCAUGGCUUAUUGAGACGACGACCGAGGAGAAGGUUUUCAAAAAGCGAGUGCGAAUGUACUGGUUACAGCAAGGUGGUCAAACAAUCGGUGACCAAGUUUUCGAUGCAUUUGCCCAUUCAGCAGAUUUGGAUGAGUAUAUGACCUCAUGGAAACGAGAAGGGCCAAUUACUCGAGCCAGGGAGGGGCUUGUGUGGCUCGCCGUUGGAAGCACAUCAGUCGGGUUUGUUCUUCAAUUUGUCGGCCUGCGAGGUCUCCAUUCGUUUGUCGCAUUGUUUCAACUCGGAGCAACAGUGAUAAUGGCCAUCGUCCGAGCCGGACUCAGAUCCCAGCGCCUAGGAGAGGGAAGGAAUGAGCUACGUGAUUCCGGAAGCUCUGUCAACGGACACGAAUUGGACUGGUUUGCUCACCGCGUUGACCGGGAAAAUUGUCCUCAGCGAUUCUUGGAAGGCACGUGGGAAGUGUACCCGACAGUCCCCAGGUGUCCGAACGAGGAUCCUGGCGAAAACAAGAUACAGGUCAGCGGACUAUACGGUGAUGUCUCGGAGAGCGGAUCCGAAACCAUGAAAUCGGUGAUUAAAUGGAUAUCUAGUCUUCAGUCGGAUGGUACAGAAGCCAGCGAAAACCCACAUAUUGCUGCCCGGAUUUUAUAUUACAGAGCUCGACUUUCUCGCUUAACCCAAGAGCAAUCCACUUCCCUCCCUGAAGAGUGGCAAAUAGAUGUUCGGAGACACGCACAGAGUUUAAAGAUUGCUCUCGAGGACGUGGCGAGAAUCAUAUUCUCUGGGCGGUUCCAGUUGAAGCAGGGCUGGGAAGAUAUUUCGGCGAUAUUUUGGACGGUAGAUAUUGUCACCGAAAGCCCCGACGAAGGUGUACGACCUAUCCAUGUCAUCAUCAAGCGCGUAAAUGGUGCUUGGAGAACCGAUUUAUCCGAGUUGGAAGCCAUUCUUGGAUUAUGGAUUUGGUCAAUACGGAAUGGGUCUAAAUACACAAUACCAAAUCCGGAUAAAUUCUUCGCUCUCGUGAGGUCGUGGGAUGAGGUUGAAAGAGUUAAGUUGGACCUAUUAACAUGGGUUUCGGGUUCUCUAAAGCGUGAUUUUGCCGUAUGGGAAUGCUACGACCCGGAGUUUGAUAUAGCUUGCCAGGACUUAGACCACCUCCCAGUGCUCUCAGUACCUCUUUCUAUUCAAAAACGGAAUUCAUUGUACGGAUAUAGUCAGAGCUUCAAUUGCAAUGCAAAGGCCUUAUAUGUCUCAACAAGACAUGGGUUGCCAUUGAUGUGCGCACAGGAUAUAUUUACAAUCUUUAUCUGCCGGGUGGUGAAUGCAAUUCAAGACAUUUCAGACUUUGAACCUUUCCUUGAGGCUGGUGGCGACACAGUCCGUUCACAGGAUGGUAGCUUUCGGCUUGUCAACCGGCACAUUGACUCGAUUGCUGAGGCGUUUAGAAACGCGGGUCUUGGUUCUAGGGAAGAUGCUUUGACGAGUAUGAUCCCAAUCCUACGAGCUCAUUCUCUGCUUGUCAUACCAGAAAAUAUCAAAACGUCUGUAUUAACAUUGGCGGCCGAACGGAGGCGAAAGAAUGAUUUCGUUAAUGCAGAAGAUAUGCUUCGUUGGAUCUAUCAUAAUUUGAAUAAUGGAACGCCAACAGAACAGAAGGUUCUGACAAGGGAGCUUGGGGAGCUUUAUCGCCGCGCACUGCAGGCCGAGGACAUCAGAACACGGAGUUUUGGUUAUAACGGUAUUCUUAAUGUAUUGGAUACCUUUCAGGGUUCUGAAAGGGUGGAUGAAAUAAAGCAAAAUUAUAUAUGGGCUGCGGUUCAAUUUGCCUCAAUAAACCAGGAUCUGACAUAUAGAGCCGCCCUUAGCAAAGCAAUGAAACGCAAUCUGGCCGACGGACUAGACAACAUGAGCAUAUCUGCCGCGCUCAAGUGUGAACCUUUUUAUCCAGUGUGCUUGAUAAUCGCAACAAAAUGGCGUGCGGAGGUUUGUGACCCAAUCCCGCACCUAGAUGUGCCUCCUCUGUGCCUUGCCGCACGGAGGGGAUGCUGGGAAUUGGUAGAAGACUUGCUUAGUCUUUCUUUUGAUAUCAAUGCGCAAGAUCAAGAAGGCCGUACAGGAAUGUUCUUUGCUGCCGAAUGGGGUCACUACGACACGGUGCGUUGUCUUUUGGACUAUAAUGCUGCGCUGGGCCCUAACAACCUAAACCAAUCGCCGCUUUGGAUCGCCGCGGCAAACGGACAUAACACAGUGGUGGAACUCCUUCUUGAGAAUGGCGCAAAUCCCGAGCAACAGGACAUCGGGGGUUGUUCCCCACUUUGGAUUGCGGCGGCUAACCAACAUGAGGCUACGGUAAGAAUGCUUCUUGGUCGAAACGCAGACGUCAAUUCCCGAAAUAUAGACGGUGAUACUCCCUUGAUGGCGACAGCGCGGACUAGAUCAGAAGCUGUCCUGUCUCUGUUGUUAGAUUUCGGCGCCGAUAUGAACGCUAAGGCUAGGGACGGGUAUAAUGCAUUAUCCUAUGCUAUAUCUUCAAAAUGCAUUGAAAACAUAUCCCUAUUUCUUGACAGGGGCUGCCAUUUGGAGGACCGGAACGGUUUAGGCUGGACUGCAUUACUCACAGCGGUGGGAAGCUGUGAGCCGAGUGGAGAAAUGGUCGCGUUCCUGCUUGACGAAGGGGCUUACGUUGAGGCCAAAGACGAGCGCGGUAGAACACCGUCGCUGGUUGCAGCAGAAAUGAACCGUCCACUAGAGGUUAUAAGAGCUUUGCUUGCGAGGAAAGCAGCUGUCAAUGCCACAGACGCAAAAAAUCUAACCCCCUUGGAUUUUGCGGUGAUCAACAGACGAGCGGACAUUACACAAUUGUUACUGGAGUUUGGUGCGGACACUGAAUGCAAAGGGAACAAUUACAUGACACCAUUGUUCCAAGCCGUGGCCAAUGGAGAUGCGGCAAUUGCGGAAUUGCUCCUUGAGCAUGGAGCGGAUCCGAGUCAUCACGCGGCCGGCGUAUCGGUCCUCACAAAGUCCAUCGAUGUAGAGCGGUUCGAUAUAACGGCAAUGUUACUGAAAAAAGGCGCCUUUUUAGGCCACUGGUAUGAAGAUGUGAAUGCCUACUUCUGUCGUGUCAUGGAGACCCAGGACGAGGAACUCGUCAGGUUGCUGCUUAAGCACUGUAAGAACCUACAAGCACACUGGCAAAUACUUCAGAGGGCAGAGGAGAUAGGCAACGAGAGAAUUGUUAAAAUGUUACUUGAUCAUGGUGUGAGACCAUACCCGAAGUCUCCGGCCCGGGAGGCCGCGAAGACAGGUAAACCGGAUUAUAAAGCCAUAUAG